AUGGCCUCCUCCACUUGUACUCGAGCCCAGCUGGCCAUCGCCCUCCUCGCCGUCGCGCUGUGCAAUGCGGCGUUCCUCGUCGUCGUGGUGGACGCCGGCUACCCCCGCGGCGGCGGCGGGGACUACAGGGCGCAGUUCCUGUUCCAGCAGAACGCGGCGCGGGCGGCGAUGGGGCUGCCGGCGCUGAGGUGGGACGAGCGGGUGGCGGCGUACGCGCGGUCGUACGCCGAGUCGCGGCGCGGGGACUGCGCGCUGGUGCACUCGUCGGGGCCCUACGGCGAGAACCUCUUCUGGGGCAGCGGCACCGGCUGGGCGCCCGCGCAGGCCGUGGGGGCGUGGCUGGCGGAGCGGCCCCGGUACGACUACUGGAGCAACCGCUGCAGCGGCGGCAUGUGCGGGCACUACACGCAGAUCGUGUGGCGCGGCAGCACCCGCGUGGGGUGCGCCAUGGUCGAGUGCUACGGCGGCCGCGGCACCUUCAUCACCUGCAACUACGACCCGCCCGGCAACUACGUCGGCAUGCGCCCCUACUGA
This is a messenger RNA of Triticum turgidum subsp. durum (durum wheat), 534 nucleotides long. Lineage: Eukaryota; Viridiplantae; Streptophyta; Magnoliopsida; Poales; Poaceae. The record is from the annotation of a GenBank genome assembly.